This is a messenger RNA of Melampsora larici-populina 98AG31, 513 nucleotides long. RefSeq lists its product as uncharacterized. The coding region runs from base 1 to 513 and encodes 170 amino acids. The transcript has a single exon. The record is from RefSeq and is a predicted model, not a curated record. Lineage: Eukaryota; Fungi; Basidiomycota; Pucciniomycetes; Pucciniales; Melampsoraceae.
AUGAAUGUGAAUACCCCCAUGUGCUCCUCCCGUCAUCAAAAUCAAGCAACCUUUUGUGGGUUUUGUCCACCUUGUCUGGAAAUCUGGCUUUCUUCUCCCUUGCCAGCACAAGUUAAUUCAUCAAGCGGUUCAAUCUUGGUUGAACCUGCCUCCCCAAUUGUUAACAGCUUUAACCAAAACAACUCUCUUACCUCCGCCUCCUAUCCUCAACCUCCUAAUCACCCGGCUUACGCAAAUAAUCAAUCCAACAACCAAGAUUCAAACCUGAGCUCCAGUUUUGAUGCAAGAGUGUUCAAACACGCCGCUGCCAAGGUGGCUGCUCACAACAAUGCUGUCCAAUACCCAGCCUCAAUCCCCAACAACAUGAUGUAUCAGCCUUCAACUGCAAUGGCCUACCAACAGUUUGAUGCUCUUGCUGCAGCAAAGGAAAACCGCACAUGUACGUCCCCUGUGUUCCCAGUUGGUAAAGCUAAACACACUUGUGGAUGGUCCUUGGGAACUGCUAUGAGUUGA